This is a messenger RNA of Pyricularia grisea, 306 nucleotides long. RefSeq lists its product as uncharacterized. Bases 1 to 306 code for a protein of 101 amino acids. The transcript has a single exon. Lineage: Eukaryota; Fungi; Ascomycota; Sordariomycetes; Magnaporthales; Pyriculariaceae. The record is from RefSeq and is a predicted model, not a curated record.
AUGAGAAGGAUAACAGCUUCGCCCAGCCACCUCGCUACAACGUUCGACGCUCGACGCCACGUGGUAUGCACCAUCACGACAUGUAGGUUUGGCAGGGCUUGUGGAGGUCAGAGCCACCACCUCUGCAAGGGAGAAAGAGCUGUUGAUAGGGUUGCCGGAGCACCUCUCCGGAGUUUGCAGGAAUGUUGGCUGCUUCGCCCGGAUGAGCCUAGGCCAGGCUUCUCCAACAGUCCGGGGAUAGUCUCACCAGUCAGCGCCACGAAGGAGAAGCAAAAGAAAAAGGGAGACUUCCAGGUGAGGCAUUAG